AAAUGAAAAAUGUAUUCAAAAUAGUAUAUAUUGUGUAUUUUUUGUAUCUUAAUUAGAUGCAUAUUAGAUGUAUACUGUAUAUUUCAUAUUCUACCAGUAUGGCAAAGGAAAUAUAUUGAAUAUCGCACUCAGCUAACAUUUGGAGGCAACAAGAAGACAUACUUACAUUACAGUGAAAAUAAUUAUUUUUAUUGGAUGACCAUUUUUUAGUAAUGAAGUAAUUUUAACAAAAUAACAUUAAUUUUGACUACACAUGGCAUUAAAGGGGAUAAAUGUUAUUGAAAUGGCUGGACUUGCACCAGGACCAUUUUGUGGAAUGUUAUUAGCAGAAUUUGGAGCUUCUGUAAUAAAAGUAGAUAAAGUUGGAAAUUUCCAGACAUUUCCAGAUUUUGUUGCUCAAGGAAAACGAUCUAUAGCAUUAAAUUUGAAAACAGAGAAGGGUACAGAUAUUUUAAAGAAAAUGUGUAGUCAUACUGAUGUAAUAAUAGAUCCUUUUCGUAGAGGUGUCAUGGAAAAAAUGAAAAUUGGGCCUAAUGAUAUAAUGCAGAUAAAUAAACGGAUUAUUUAUGCCAGAUUAACUGGAUUUGGGCAAAAAGGUUCUUAUGCAGAUAUGGCAGGUCAUGAUAUUAAUUUUCUAGGUUUAUCAGGCUUACUUUCUUUACUUGGGCGUGCUAAAGAGAAACCGACACCGCCUGUUAAUCUAGUUGCUGACUUUGCUGGUGGUGGUUUAAUGUGUGCCUUAGGUAUCAUUUUAGCUCUUUUUGAACGUAAUCGUAGUAACUUAGGCCAAGUUGUAGAUGCUUCUAUGGUAGAAGGUACAGCAUAUUUAGGAAGUUGGUGCUUUAGGUCUCAGUUAAUGGAUGCUCUUUGGGGUAACCCACGUGGUCAGAAUUUAUUAGAUACUGGCACACAUUUUUAUAAUACUUAUGAAACAAAGGAUAAACGUUAUAUGGCAGUUGGUGCUAUUGAGUCAAAAUUUUAUAAUAUUUUGUUAGAGAAACUUGGUUUAUCUGAGGAUGAAGUACCACAAUUUGAAAAUUUUGAUAAAAAUCAUGCAUUGUUUGCUGAUAUAUUUAAAACAAAAACGCAGGCUCAAUGGUGUGCUAUUUUUGAUGGUGUGGAUGCUUGUGUAACACCAAUUUUAAAUUUAAAAGAUACACCUCAUCAUCCACAUAAUAAAGAAAAUGAAACUUUCAAAGUUACAGAAGAUAAUUGUGUAAUACCAAAUCCUGCACCACGAUUAUCUCGUACACCUGGUAUCUCAAUGGCCACUCGUAAAAUUCCAAAACAAGGAGAACAUAGUAUUGAAAUUCUUACUGAAUUAGGAUUUAAUUCUAAAGAGAUAGAUAAUUUUUUAACAAACAAGAUAGUUACACAAAGUCUAUCUCAGUGUAAAUUAUAAAGCUAUCCUAUAAUUACAAUAAAUUUAAUAUAUGUUAUUGAAUAAUAUUACAAAUAAUAAUAUAUUUCAAUACAAUUCAAUAAGUACUUAAUAAUAUUGACAAAUAUUGAGUUGGCAACUAAGUGAUUGCCGAAAGUGUAAAGUCCAUCUAUCGACAAAAUCCGCAAUCACUUAGUUGCCAAUUCAAUAGUUGGAUAAAAGCAAUAAAAAUAUAUUUUUUAUAGC
Vespa mandarinia (Asian giant hornet) is the source of this 1627-nucleotide messenger RNA. RefSeq names its product Alpha-methylacyl-CoA racemase (gene Amacr). The record is from RefSeq and is a predicted model, not a curated record. Lineage: Eukaryota; Metazoa; Arthropoda; Insecta; Hymenoptera; Vespidae. Gene Ontology annotation, biological process: bile acid metabolic process. Gene Ontology annotation, cellular component: mitochondrion. Gene Ontology annotation, molecular function: alpha-methylacyl-CoA racemase activity.